AUGAGUGAUGACAAUAUAGAACCGUGCAGUAUUCCAUUACUGCGUGAUAAUGUCGAAGAUUUAGACAGUUAUGAUGACGUCAUGAAUAGUACAGAAAGAGAGGAAAGAGUAUUUUUGAAAGAAAAUGAAGGAAAUAGAGAAAAAAAGAGACAGUUAGAAAAUAGUGAGGAGAGCGAGACAGGGGAUGCUGAAGAAGGAUGGACCAAGGUUCGAGGAAAAGGGAAGAGAACAUGUCUUCGAAGUGAGAUUGACGUGAAUGUGAGCAAUCAUAAUUUUGAAAUAUAUAUCUCCUCUAAAGAUAAGAUGCCCAAACAAUUCGCCCUAGCAAGAACUUUUCAACAGCUCAAUAUCACUAGCAUCAAUCACGUUAAAUACAUAACACCCUAUAAAGUGCGGUUGCAUUUGGAGAACGAGGAGACUAUGAAAAAUAUUUUGGAAUGCGAAGAGUUAAUUCGUAAAGGUUGGAGAAUAUAUAAAGCUAUGGAAUUGUCAUAUUGUUAUGGUGUUAUUAGAGAUGUUGACCUUGAUUUGAGUGAAGAAGAAAUUUUGAAUAAUAUAUCUUGUCCUUUUUCUAUUGAAAUCCUAUCACUUAAGCGACUUAAUAGAAAGGCUUUAAAUGUUUACGCAUCGACUUUUACACCACAAAAACCUAUCGAACGAGAAGUGAGUAUUCAACCAACCACAUCUUAUGAGAAUAAGAAUCCUUUGGGCUUUAACCAGGGCUCACCUACUUUUGCAGAAAUAGUUAAAACAUCGGUGGAAAUUCAUGACAUACAAAAAAAGAGUGAACAGAAUAAAAGUUCAUCUAAUUUCAUUGAGCACCGAAGACCACGUAUGAAGCGGACACAAAGGGAACAAAAGGAAAACCAAAACACCACAAAUAGGCAAGAUGGAUUUGGUGGUGUUGCUAUUUGUGUACACAAAUCUGUGCAUUCUUCACUACAACGUGUGCGGAUAGACAAUAGCGGUAUGGAAAUUUUAUGUGUAAAGUUAAGUAAUUUCAGUCCUAUAGAUUAUAUUUUAUCAGUGUACUGUCCUCCCUCUUUGAUUAUAAGUAAAAGUGAUUGGGAUAGGCUUCUAUCUUUGUAUACUAAAAAAACACUAAUAUUAGGAGACUUCAAUGCGCAUCAUAGUAAUUGGUCGAAUAAGAUAGAUUAUAAGGGAUCACUUAUGUUUGAUGCUUUAGUCGAUAGUAACUUUAUAACUUUAAAUAAUGGUGAGGCUACUAGGAUGCGCUUGGUCAAUGGGAGGCUUCAACAAUCCUCACCUGAUAUUACCUUAGUUUCUUCAGAUAUUGCUUUACAAUUCAACUGGAGGGUGAUAAAUGAAACAUUGGGGAGUGACCACUUAAUGGUGAAGGUUUCUUGUAUUUCGAAUUCUUUAAUUAACCCUAUAGUAAAGCGAAACUUUCGCAAAGCCAAUUGGACUUCAUAUAAAAAUGACACAGAGAUAUUGUUCACAGAUCUCAUUUUACCUGUAGAUCUUCAAAAAGGUUAUGAUUUAUUUAUCUCUAAAAUAAACGAGGCUGCUGCCAAAAAUAUACCUCUAGUUAAGUAUAAUCAGAACCCGGAAUCUAAGUUUACCCCUAGAUCUUUUUGGACAAAGGAAUUAUCCCAUGAAGUAGCUCAGCGUAGACUUGCCCUUGCAAUAUUUCGACGGAAUCCCAGCCCGAAUAACUACAUAAAACUUAAAAAACACAUAAGUGUUGCGCAGCGAGAUAUUCGUUAUGCUAGGAACAAAGAUUUCCAGAAUUCAUGGUCUUCGGUGGAUGAAUCAACAACUUCCAAUGAAAUGUGGCAUAAAAUGUCCUGGAUGAAAGGUUUUAGAAAGUCUAAGCGUCAUAUAAAUGAUAUAGAAGCUGAAAAACUGCUUCGUUCAUUAGCCCCUGAUUACGUUUCCCCACCUUGUCCCGAUAUUCGAAGUACAAAUAUUACAAUAGAAUGCCCAAUUUCAAUUCAGGAGCAGGAGCAAGUGAUGUAUGAAGCAGUGUCCGGGAAACUCGACGGUUGCAGUCAGCUAUUACACUCAGUAUUAUCAAAUAUAUCCAUAGUAUUUAACAACGUUAAUACGGUUAUUAUAAGCCAAGAUGUAAAAGCGAAAUUG
Molecule: messenger RNA, 2103 nt
Organism: Brenthis ino (lesser marbled fritillary)
Lineage: Eukaryota; Metazoa; Arthropoda; Insecta; Lepidoptera; Nymphalidae
Source: the annotation of a GenBank genome assembly